Molecule: messenger RNA, 310 nt
Organism: Lagopus muta (rock ptarmigan)
Lineage: Eukaryota; Metazoa; Chordata; Aves; Galliformes; Phasianidae
Product: protein MANBAL-like
Exons: 2
Coding region: 53-310 (85 amino acids)
Cellular component (GO): membrane
Source: RefSeq, a predicted model, not a curated record
CUUGUAGAAAGCAGCCUCCUGGAGAGCAGCAGAGCAGCAGGCUGUCUGCGCUAUGGCCGCUGAACUGCAUUUCUCGCCCCGUGAGAUCCCUGAGCCCGCGCUGAUGGAGAACGUGCUGCGCUCCGGCCUCUUCUUUGGAGCCGUUUUCCAGCUGGUGUGCGUGCUGGCCAUAACCCUGCCAGUUCCCAAGUGCCCAGAGACAGACUGGGACGGCUUGGAGUCUAAGACUUGGGAGACGGUGAAGAAACCAAAGGCAAGUGCUGCACAGCUAAGCAAGAAAGCCAAGAAGGAAAGCAAAAAGAAACGGUGA